This is a messenger RNA of Acanthosepion pharaonis, 654 nucleotides long. NCBI's taxonomy places the organism in Eukaryota, Metazoa, Mollusca, Cephalopoda, Sepiida, Sepiidae. The record is from the annotation of a GenBank genome assembly.
AUGUUUUCUUUUUUUACGCUACUGCAAGUUUUCAUUCAUUUUUUUAGUCUAUUCUUUUUUAUUCAUUCUUUUUUUCAUUCAUUCUUUCCUUUUUUAAUUCCCUAUUCUUUAAGAUUUUUUUCUUUCUUUUUCGAAUAUACUUAUUUUUCUUUCAUCUUUUCAUUCUUCUUCAUACCCGGAGAGGUUUUCUUUCUUUCUUUCAAUUUUGACUUUUUUCUUCAUGCCCUUUUAAUCUUUCUUUCUUUAUUUCUUGUUAUUUCUUUCGACACGAUCCAUACACUUUUAAGCUUCCAUUCUAUAUAUCUAUCUAUCCAUCUUUAUUUUUUCCUUCCUUUCCUCCUUCCUUCCUUCUUUCCUUCCUUCCCCCCCCCUUCCUUAAUUUUUCUACUAGCAUUAAAUUUCACUUUCUUUCUUUCUUUCUUUUUUCUUUCUUUUUUGUUUGUUUUUUUUUCUUUCAUUUUUGUUUGUUUGUUUGUUUGUUUCUUUCUUUCUUCAUUGAGUUCCUCUCUUCACAGUCAUGUAAUCUUUUUUUCAAUCUUCACUUUCUUUCUUUCUUUCUUUCUUUCUUCAUUGAGUUCCUCUCUUCACAGACAUGUAAUCUUUUUUUUCAAUCUUCACUUUCUUUCUUUCUUUCUUUCUUUCUUUCUUCAUUGA